Cajanus cajan (pigeon pea) is the source of this 1154-nucleotide messenger RNA. RefSeq names its product glutathione S-transferase U17. Gene Ontology annotation, cellular component: cytoplasm. The record is from RefSeq and is a predicted model, not a curated record. Gene Ontology annotation, biological process: glutathione metabolic process. Lineage: Eukaryota; Viridiplantae; Streptophyta; Magnoliopsida; Fabales; Fabaceae. Gene Ontology annotation, molecular function: glutathione transferase activity.
CUAAAAAAAGAGGCUGGGACACUAGUUCUUGCAUGAUUUCUACUAUUUAAGCCAUCAACACCUAACAGAACACGAGACUUGGGAAAUUGAAGUGAAAGUGAAGGCAAUUGAAGAGCUCCAUAACCCAAAUGGCUCUAGUGAAGGUUCCAUUGCCAACCCACAUGUCAAUGAACUUGAGCAUAGCAUCUCACAAACGAACCAAUUCAAUCUGCAUCUGCAUGGCUAAGAGUAGUGAGGUGAAGCUCAUUGGUAAAUGGUCCAGUCCUUAUACAAUGAGGGUGAAGAUUGCUCUCAACAUCAAAUCCCUUGAAUAUGAACACUUUGAAGAAACCAUGAACCCCAAGAGUGAGCUUCUUCUUCACUCCAACCCUGUCUAUGCCAGAGUCCCUGUUCUCAUCCACCACGACAAACCCAUAUGUGAGUCUUUGGUCAUAGUUGAAUACAUAGAUGAAACAUGGUCCACUGCUCCUUCCAUCCUUCCCUCUCAUCCUUAUGAUAGAGCUCUUGCUCGCUUUUGGGCUACUUACAUAGACGAUAAGUGGUUUCCUACCAUUAGAAGCAUUUUGUUUGUUGAAGAGGAGGAAGAAAGGAAGGCAUACUUUGAGGUGUUGGAAGAAGUGCUUGAGAGGUUGGAGGAUGCUUUUGAGAAAUGCAGCAAAGGAAAACCCUUUUUUGGUGGAGACAUGAUUGGAUUCCUUGAUAUUGCUUUUGGGUGCUUUCUGGGAGUGCUCAGUGCAGCAGAGCAUAGGUGUGAGAGGAAACUACUUACUGAAGCAAAGGCUCCUGCUUUGGUGAAAUGGGCUGAGAGAUUUGCUGCUGACCCAUCUGUUAAGGGUCUUAUACCUGAGACUGAUAAGCUUGUUGAGUUGUCCAAGUCUCUUCAGAUCAAAUGGAGAGCUUCUAUUGGAAAGAAAUAGAAUUUGGGAGUGGGAGUUGCUUGUGCUCAUCAUCUUCACAUACCUUUGAUUUUCUUCCCCCUUCAGCUUUUCUUGCUAUCAUGUCAUUUGUAAUCGCAGCUCUGUAUUAAGUUACUAGUUCACUUUGUAUUUCGGUCUCAGGUUGUGUUGUUAAACAACUUCUCCGCUUCACUUUAAGUUUCAUAAUCUGAUUAUGAGUUUGUUUGACUAUAGAAUAAAAUUAUUUUUAAGAGUUUC